Lobosporangium transversale is the source of this 1989-nucleotide messenger RNA. RefSeq lists its product as hypothetical. NCBI's taxonomy places the organism in Eukaryota, Fungi, Mortierellomycota, Mortierellomycetes, Mortierellales, Mortierellaceae. The record is from RefSeq and is a predicted model, not a curated record. Gene Ontology annotation, molecular function: serine-type peptidase activity. Gene Ontology annotation, biological process: proteolysis. The transcript has 5 exons. The coding region runs from base 1 to 1989 and encodes 662 amino acids.
AUGGCAAACUCUCACAAACCAGUCGCGUUUGCGCUCGCACUUGUAUCGGUGCUUUGUAUUGCACUCACCGUUCGCUCCCUCGCCGAUAUAUCUUCUCCUCCUCCUUCUCCUUCUUUUGAAAGUACAGACCCAUGCACGAUCCUCAGUCAUUUAGAAACGACAGAGAUUACUAGGCGAGAUGUCGCAGCUUGCUACAAAUCCAUCGAAUUCAAUCCGGAUUUCGCCAACAUCACACUUGAUUCGCUCCAGACCCUUUUCAACGACUUCUUUAUCUUCCGAGAUUCUGCUCUGACGCCUAAUUUGACACAGCCUUUUUCGAGUGAACCUGUUGAUGCCUUGGCUCGUAUUGAACAGAUCCGCCAAACAAAAUAUUUCGCGGAUUUUGAUUUUCAAGAGGACCUGAUCAUGCUAGCAGAAUCACUCAACGACGCUCAUGUUUCCUACUGGCCAACGUGCUAUACCUCGUUCAUAUUUAUGCAGCCGUUUACACUCUAUGCCCCAGUUGUGAACAGCAAGCAGUCCAUCCGAGUAUUUGAUAUGAGUGGCAGUGAUAUUCAUGACUGUGAAGUGCUGACUAUCAAUGAACAAGACGCGCAGUCGCAUAUUCAAGCUUGGGCAGACAAGUAUACGGGAGAAUCCAAGGACCCUGGCGCUCGGUUUAAUUUAGCACUUGGGGAAGUUUACCGUGAUCCCGAGACACAGAAUUGGGAUAUGUAUAUGAUGGGUCUAUUUUCCGCAAGAAAUCGUCUACCAGAAACCGAUGAUCUGAUCUACCACUUACGAUGUGACAGCAAUGACAACAAUGUAAACGGUCCCAAAGACAUGAAGUUCCGUGUCCCAUGGCUGGUCGUUGAUGGACCAACCCCUGGAACGUUCAAGGAUACAACUUCGUUCUUGGAAAACGUUUGCUAUGCCACAUCUCAAUCCCAACUCACUUCUGAGGAUGCUCCACUUGCCUUAAGGACAGUCAACAAAGUGUAUCGCAAAGCCGGUCUAAAAUCAAUGGAGUCAAGCACACGAGUAAGCGCAAGGAGGGAUGCCGUAGCUGUGUACCAACUAAUGUCAAGGCCAAAUGUGGGCAUCCUAGCUAUAUCUUCCCUAGAAUGGGAAGAUGAUGAGGUAGAGGUCUCAGCGAUCCAAUCAUAUUUGGAGAUGCUGGCACAGAGAAGCGUGACCCAUAUCAUUAUUGAUACUACAGGCAAUACUGGAGGCUAUAUCUCUUCUAUGACAAAUCUGGUUAACGUUUUUUUCCCCUCUGAGGACAAACAAACAAACUCUCACCCGGCUCGCUUCCGACUUAUAGCUGAAGUCUCGAAACUAGCGGCUGCUGAUCUAGACAACCCAGCAAAAGUUCACAACGACGAUUUGUUCCGACAGCCUGUGUCCUUGAAAAUCAAUGAUCGGGUUGCUGAAUACACAGAUCUGUUUUUUAUGGCCGAAGACUACGUUUUACCUCUCAACAAUACCAAUAACCAGACAUUGGCAGGAAGAACACAACAUCCAUGGUUGCAUAAUGCUGCCAAUAUCACGAUCCUGACAAGUGGCCUAUGUGGCUCUGCAUGUGGCAUGUUUAGUGACCUCCUUGUACGUCAACAUGGGGUUAAGGCUGUAGCGGUUGGUGGCUACCAUCAUCCAAGGAACAACAACACCACCGGGGAUAAUGGCAGUGGCAGGAACAACACUAGUGACUAUGUGUCUGAGGCUCUGUCCAUGUUUUCGUAUGCUGGUGGAUCGAUUAUAACAUUGGACGAGCUAAUUGAGAGCUUUGAGGAUUUGUCAGUACUUCCACCUCCAAAAUUGAUGCGUUUGCCGUACAAGGGCUUUUGCUCCAUUCCUUUUAUUGAGAUCUAUGCUGGCAAUGACACGAUUCCAUUAGAUUAUAGCCCAGCAAGACAUAUUGCGGCUCAUCGGCUUGCCUAUACCCCAGAGAAUGCAUGGAACCGAGACAGCUUAUGGACUGCUGUUGCAGACACUGUCUGGGCCAUAUAA